AUGGCAGCUGCUUUACCAAAUAAUUCCGAUCUAGAAUGUUCCAUUUGUUUUGAAAGUUUCAAAGCCCCAAAAAUCUUAUCUUGUGGACAUUCAUUUUGCCAGGGGUGUCUGGUGACAUAUAUUGAUGGCAAAAAGGGGACAUUUUUAUGCCCAGUUUGUAAACAAAAAAUAACAAUUCCUAAAGGUGGUGUGGAAAAGUUAGCUACAAAUUUUGCUUUACAAAGUUUGACGAAUUCUCUGACAACAACCCAACCCUCAACUAGUCCUAAACCAAAACAUCAUUGUCCAAAUCACAGUAAGAAGGAGGUAGAAUAUUAUUGUCUAUCUUGUAAUUUAGGAUUAUGUUCUAAAUGUAUUUUAAAAGAUCAU
This is a messenger RNA of Lottia gigantea (owl limpet), 369 nucleotides long. RefSeq lists its product as hypothetical. The transcript has a single exon. Gene Ontology annotation, molecular function: ubiquitin-protein transferase activity; zinc ion binding. Lineage: Eukaryota; Metazoa; Mollusca; Gastropoda; Lottiidae. The annotation marks the transcript as partial. Gene Ontology annotation, cellular component: nucleoplasm; chromatin. Gene Ontology annotation, biological process: positive regulation of DNA-templated transcription. The record is from RefSeq and is a predicted model, not a curated record.